Molecule: messenger RNA, 1080 nt
Organism: Effrenium voratum
Lineage: Eukaryota; Dinophyceae; Suessiales; Symbiodiniaceae
Source: the annotation of a GenBank genome assembly
AUGAGCCGAGAAGACGGGACCACGGGCGUCGCCAUCGGCGAAGGAGAGGCGCCAGCCGCCGACGUCGCAGACGGCGCGAAGUCCGCAAGGGCCGUCGGAGGAGGAGAAAGGUCUGACGAGAAGCCCGCCUCAGAGGAUGAGUCGGAGAGCGAGUCGGAGGCGGGGAGCGAGGCCUCGGAGAAGUCGAAGUCCGCGAAGGAAUCCGAGGACGGCCAGGAGGGAAACGACGGAGCAGCACCACGCGCCGCCAUUGCGGAAGCUGAAGCAGAGGUGGAGGCCGCUCAGAGCGCCUUCGAGGAAGCUGCAGCGAAGCUUCGGGCGGCCGAGGAGGAGGCCGACGCGGCUGUUUCCAAGCAGGUGGUGGAAGCGGGCCUGCAAGCGCGCAUUGACUUGGAUGAGCAGCUGAAGGCGGCGAAGGAGGACUUCGAGCUCGCGCGGGCGGAGGCCCUGCAGAAGGCCCAGGAGGACCUGCAGGCGAUCCGAGAGGAGCAAAUCGCGGAAGCUCACCGCGAGUUUGAGGAAGGUGUGGCAAAGGCAGAGAAGCGCAUCCAGGAGGAGGUGGCCAAGGCCAUGGAAGACGAGGAGACACGCCUGAAGAAGCAGUCGGCUGCCCACGUCGCCCAGGCCAAGGAGGAGCUUCUCCAAGAGGCAAUACCGUUGGCAGAGAAGGAGGCGAAGGAGGCAGCCGAAAAGAGGUUGGCGGCGGCCAAGGCCAAGCUGCAGGAAGCCCAGCGUGGAGAGGAGAACGGCGAGGCGAAGGCUGAGGAAGAAGAAGAAAAGGAGGAAGACAAUGAUCGCGAGGAUGACAAGAAGCAGAAAGGCCCAGCCCCUAAGAUGCAGAGGGACGACACACGAUCCUUCGCCAUCUGCUCCGACUACUCUGAUUACUCCUACUCAGACGACGGCGCCAUUGGCCCCAGAUUUGCGCGAUGUUGCGCCCGGUGUCCACCAACGGUGGUGACGGAACAAACGCCGGACAUGGCAUUCUCGUUGGCCUUGGAAGGAGUUACCGUCCUUGAAACCGGCAACGGCGACAAGCGCAAGACCUUCAAGGUCACCAUCGCUCCGGGCGCUGGGUGA